CUCUCGCUUUGCGAGCGCUCGAAGCUGGCGCUUGAAAUGGUAGCAGCGGGACUCGUUCCCAACGAAAACAUUGCAGCAGAGACGGCGACGGGUGGAGACUGAGCAGCGGGUGGCGAGGCUCGGGUGGCGAGGUUGGCUUUCAGACGGCUUUCGGAGAGCGAUUGCGAGCGCGCGAGAGAGAGAGAGAGAGAGAGAGAAAGAAAGAGGGCGACACUGAGGGGUGGAGUUCCAGAGGGUUGGAGCGCGUUGGUUCAAGGCUCCCGAGAAGUUCCUGGAAAGCGUAGGGAGAUCGAAGGGGGAAGGAAGAGCAGGUGACCACAGAGGUAGAGCGGUGCGGGGAGGCGAAGGAUUUACAGGUGAAGGUUUUAAGGACAUAGAGCUACUCACAAACCUUUGAAUAGUGGAAACCUUUCUGUAACAGAGUUGACUGGCUGGAAGGAUCAGUGAUUUGGACGCAACUUGUGAUCCCUUAGGUUAUGCGCCAUGCCUAUAGUCGACAAGUUGAAAGAAGCCCUGAAGCCCGGACGGAAGGACUCCAUAGACGAAGGCGACCUGAACAAACUGCUCGCGGCCUCAGCCAAGAAGGUCCUUCUUCAGAAGAUCGAAUUCGAACCGGCCACCAAGGGCUUCUCCUAUCAGCUGGAAAACCUGAAGAGCAAGUAUGUGAUUCUGAACCCCAAGAGUGACGGGGCGACUGCCUGCCAGAACGCAGACGCUUGUAGCAUCGCAAGUAAAAAGCAAGUUCACGAUUUGAGCGGCAGCCCAGACGAUGGCAUCCCACCCCCACAGAAAGUGCUGUUCCCGAUGGAGAAGUUGUCCCUCAAAUGGGUACGGGUGUACAGAGUCGGAGCUGGACUCCAUAACCUCGGGAACACAUGUUUCCUGAACUCCACUAUACAGUGUUUGACCUACACACCACCACUGGCUAAUUACCUUCUCUCGAAAGAGCACAGUAAAACAUGUCCACAAACUGGAUUUUGCAUGAUCUGCAUCAUGCAGAACCAUUUGAUACAGGCCUUUGCCAACUGUGGGAAUGCCAUCAAGCCCCUCUCCUUCAUCCGGGAACUGAAAAAAAUCGCGAGGCAUUUUCGCUUUGGAAACCAAGAGGACGCACACGAGUUUCUGAGAUACACAAUUGACGCUAUGCAGAAGGCCUGUCUGAACGGUUACACUAAGCUGGAUCGACAAUCUCAAGCUACUUCACUGGUCCAUCAGAUCUUUGGGGGCUACCUAAGGUCACGGGUUAAGUGUUCUGUGUGUAAAAGUGUAUCCGACACGUAUGAUCCUUAUUUGGACAUCGCUCUUGAAAUAAGGCAAGCGCCCAAUAUCGUCCGUGCUCUCGAGCUCUUCGUGAAGCCCGAUAUCCUCAGCGGGGAGAACGCUUACAUGUGUGCAAAGUGCAAGAAGAAGGUCCCGGCAACCAAACGCUUCUCCAUCCAUCGGGCCUCCAACGUGCUGACCCUGUCCCUCAAGCGCUUUGCGAACUUCAGCGGUGGCAAAAUCACAAAGGACGUUGGCUAUCCCGAACACCUGAACAUUCGGCCCUACAUGUCCCAACCUAAUGGGGAGCCGGUUACCUACGGGCUGUACGCGGUGCUGGUUCACUCGGGCUACAGUUGUCAUGCUGGCCACUACUACUGUUACGUCAAGGCCAGCAACGGGCAAUGGUAUCAAAUGAACGAUUCGAUGGUCCACUUCAGCAAUAUCAAGGUGGUGUUGAACCAGCAAGCUUACGUGCUUUUCUACAUAAGGACGUCGAACGCCAAGGGCAGCGUGGACGGCGGCGUGUCGAAACCGAAUUCCGUGCAGCCGGGGGCCAAACCCAGCAACGGGACUCCCCUGCUGAAGAAACCGACGCUGAACGGAUUCCUGGGAUCUCCUCAGAGGCUGAAGAAACUGGAGUCUCCUCAAGCCAAGCUGCUCGCCGGGGGAGUUGGGGUGCCCGUCCCUAGAAACAGCUCCAACCAGUCGCCCAAACUCCCGGCCAAACUUGCGUCCACGCCCACCUUCAUCGACGAGUCGUUGAAGAAGAUUAAGAAAUCGUUACCUCAGCUGCAGCCGAAAUCUUCUCAGGGUCAGAGUCAGGGUCAGACGGUCAACGGGUGCGGAAGUGGCAGCAGGACAUCAUCGACCGGAGACAGCGCCAAGCCGACUACGCCAGAGAGCAAGGGUCUGCCCGCAUCUACCUCAUCCAAGUCCUUGUCGGCGGCCGGCACUGGCGGGCAGGAGCAGAAAGGGAAGGAAGAGGCCUCGAGCAGGUCGAAGGGCACCAGCACCCCCAAGCACUGCGUGAACGGCAACAGCGUGGCCAAGAACGGGCUGAGCAGCCACUCCGAACCGGAGGAAUCCGACUCCGACUCCCAAUCCCAGGCGCACAGCUCGGCCACGGAGAGGACUGAGAGCGGAGCCGAGGAGCAGGCCCUGGCCAAGAUCAAGCCCCAGCUCCUAGCCCAAGAGCAGUCCAGCACCAUGUCCCCUCCUCCGGCCAAGAGGCUCGCCCUGUCGGCCAAAAAGGCCACCUACAGCUGGAAAGCGACAGAAAGUGACCCUCACUUCCCAUCACUCUCAUCAUCAGAUAUUCACGCCCGCAAAGCAAAAUUAGUGAAAAAAGACCACAUAUUCGCUUCUCCUGCAGACAAAACUAGGACUAUCCCGCCUGCUCCAACAAAAGUGCAGAUUCCUCACCGCACCGGAUCCAUUUCGCCAUCCAAAGUCACCAAAAAAUCCCCCCGAGCGCCUGCUUCCCUCGAGCCACGCGUGGCCAUCACCGUCACCACCAUCGCGCCCCCCCCCACUGCUGCCGCUGAGACGUGCGCGGCGCCCGCUCCUCCGACGGCGGACGGCAGAACUACCUCACCGGGGCACUGCGCCCCCCCGGCUUCGCCCGGCAGAUUCCCCGGCAAGGGCUGCGCUCCUGGAGCUCGGUCGCCGGACGGGGGCACUCGCUCGGGUCCCGAGAUAAAGAGGAGCAAGAAGAAGAAAACCGACGGCAAGAGAAAGCAGCGAUGGAGAGAGCAGCCCGACUCCGAGGUGGGGGGGGGUCUCAUCGGCCCCGAAUCGCCCCAGAGCCGCGGCCAGGCCCAGCCCCGGGGCAAGAAGAAGCAGAAGCGACCGAGGGUCGAGGAGGAGGAGGAGGUUGGUGGCGUUGACUCUGCCCCGAUGCAGGGAGAAAUCAACGGGAACCACCCGCUGGCAGAGACCACGUCCUCGGUGAAACUGAAGAGGAAGAAGAAGAAAAAGAAACAAAGGAAAAAUCUCACAGAGGAGGAGGAGGAGGAGGACGAAGAGGGUGAUCACUGUGCUGAGGCUGCAUUGGAAAUUCGCAAUCACUCGGGGAGGGACGAACCAGAAGUUCAAAGGCCCGAAGAGCUGGACCGCGGGGAGAGCAGUCACGAGGAGAAGGCAAUCAAGAGGAGAGAGAAGAAAUGCAGGAAACGAAAGCGGAGCCUAAGUUUAGAUGAAAGUCCAAGCUCUGUUGUGCUCCUGCCUGUUAAAGCAGUUCCGGUCAUCAAGUGGGACAGCCAAGUGAGGGACGGGUACAGACGUCCAGCCAACCUGCCUGAGGAAGACGAGGCUGGCUCCAAACCGGAUCUAGAACCAGUCGCAACCUUAGCCUGGGAUGGGAAGAAGGAGUCCAGUGUAGUGCAGGAACUCCUGAAACAUUCCAACGACACAGCAUACGGAACCCAAGUCUUGACGUGGAAUGGGGACGUGUCAGCCGUCAGGCAAAAUGCAAUAGACGAUGCAGAGCAAGCGAAGAGCAACUGUGUGAUCGAUGAUUGGGAUGAAUAUUUUGACCUGGGGAAGGUCAAGAAAAUGAAAAAGUUCAAGCGAGACAGGAGAAGAAACUUCAACGCUUUCCAGAAGAUGCAGAACAGAAGGAAUUUUUGGUCCACCACUCCCUCGGGGAAGUUUGGCUUCGGUUUCAGAUUCUGAAAUGACUUAAGUGGAUUGUCGACGUUAGCCAAGUAUCUUCAGAGGAAGCGGGAGAGAGGACCAGAACAGACCUGUGUUGAAGCGAGUGCAAUGGUUUUUCGUCGCGAUUGUGAACGGUUGCGAUGGGACCGCGCGGCAGUCCGGGGAUUAACUGCGAACCCAGGGCGCCGGCGGCAGACACGCACUUGCUUUAACGGAGACGCGGGAACAGGGAAACUGACCGUGAGCUUCAGCUUCAGCAACCGAAGACUGGGUUUGGAUGAAAAGACUGAAAUCCUACAAAGAGAGAGAGAGAGAGCGAUG
This is a messenger RNA of Callorhinchus milii (elephant shark), 4239 nucleotides long. RefSeq names its product ubiquitin specific peptidase 36 (gene usp36). Gene Ontology annotation, molecular function: cysteine-type deubiquitinase activity; cysteine-type endopeptidase activity. Gene Ontology annotation, biological process: regulation of apoptotic process; protein deubiquitination. NCBI's taxonomy places the organism in Eukaryota, Metazoa, Chordata, Chondrichthyes, Chimaeriformes, Callorhinchidae. The coding region runs from base 484 to 3936 and encodes 1150 amino acids. Gene Ontology annotation, cellular component: cytosol; nucleus. The transcript has 21 exons. The record is from RefSeq and is a predicted model, not a curated record.